Pyricularia grisea is the source of this 4671-nucleotide messenger RNA. RefSeq lists its product as uncharacterized. Bases 1 to 4671 code for a protein of 1556 amino acids. Gene Ontology annotation, biological process: transmembrane transport. The record is from RefSeq and is a predicted model, not a curated record. Gene Ontology annotation, molecular function: ATP binding; ATP hydrolysis activity; ABC-type transporter activity. NCBI's taxonomy places the organism in Eukaryota, Fungi, Ascomycota, Sordariomycetes, Magnaporthales, Pyriculariaceae. Gene Ontology annotation, cellular component: membrane. The transcript has 2 exons.
AUGGACGACAGGCCUACACCCAAAGAUAGCGACAUUCCGGGAGGCUUCCCAGAGUCGCCGCCUGGUCCAACGCCACAAAUCGAAAGAAAUUUUCCGUUGGUGACAUCUCAAUUCCGCGAUUCACGUUCCCACGUCAACACGCCGACCACGAGACCAGGACCAACAGUAGGAGGCAAUUUCGCCUCGAGCUCUUCAUCUUUGACUGAAAAGGAAGACGAGAAACUCGAUACUGCGAGUCAAGAUGCUGGCUCCGAAGAGCGGUUUGCUCCGCUGCGCACCAUUUCACAACCUGUAAGAGCGACAAACAGCAAUCAAAGGCCAGCAUUUGAGCGCAAAAAGACCAGCUACACAGAAGAUGAUAUUUUUCGAGCGUUAUCAAGAAGGCGCACAAACGGGACGCAUGCCUCAGCCCCAGUCGAAAGCGGCGAGGAGGAAGGCGAGGAGAUCGAACGACUAGUCUCGAGGAUGUUUGGUCAUGAGCGUCAGCAGCAAAGCGACGAGGAGAAGACGCGACGCAGCGGCGUCAUCUUCAGGGACCUGACCGUCAAGGGAGUCGGUCUAGGCGCCACUCUGCAGCCCACUGUCGGCGACAUCUUCCUGAAGCUGCCCCGCAAGAUGAAGCACCUCUUGACCAAAGGACCGCGCGCCGCAUUCGCAAAGCCACCGGUGCGAGAGCUCAUUUCUCACUUUGACGGUUGCGUGCGCCCUGGUGAGCUGCUGCUGGUGCUGGGGCGCCCCGGAUCCGGCUGCAGCACCUUCCUCAAGGCCUUUUGCAACCAGCGCGCCGGCUUCGAGUCCGUCUUGGGUGAUGUUUCUUACGGAGGAGUCGAUGCCAAGACCAUGGCCCGCGACUUCCGUGGCGACAUUAUCUACAACCCCGAAGAAGAUCUGAACUAUGCCACGCUCUCUGUCAAGCGCACUCUCCACUUUGCGCUCGAGACUCGUGCACCCGGGAAGGAAUCUCGUCUUGAAGGGGAGAGCCGAGAAGACUAUAUCCGUGAGUUCUUGCGUGUCAUUACCAAGCUGUUCUGGAUUGAGCACACCCUCGACACCAAGGUUGGCAAUGAGUAUGUGCGGGGUGUAUCGGGAGGCGAGAGGAAGCGUGUCAGCAUCGCCGAAGCCAUGAUCGCGAGAGCUUCAGUCCAGGGUUGGGAUAAUUCCAGCAAGGGCCUUGACGCCAGUACUGCUGUCGAAUAUUUGCGGUCAAUCAGAGCUAUGACCAACAUGGCCAACACGUCCACAGCCGUGUCAUUAUACCAGGCCGGCGAGUCGCUGUACGAGCUCGCUGACAAGGUGCUGCUCAUCGACGCGGGGAAGUGUCUCUAUUUCGGACCGUCGGAGCAAGCCAAGCAGUACUUUAUUGACCUUGGCUUUUCCUGUCCCGAGCGAUGGACCACGGCAGACUUCCUUACCUCGGUCACGGACCCGCACGAACGACACAUCCGCCAGGGCUGGGAGGACAGGUUUCCGCGGACCCCUGAGCAGUUUUCCGAGGCUUACAGGCGUAGCAAUAUCUAUCGCGCCAACCUCGAAGACAUGUCUCGACUGGAGGCGGAGCAGCAGCAGCAGGUCGAAGCUCGCGCCGCCAUCGAGGCCGGCAAGCCUAAGCGUCAGCGCACCAAGAACUACGAGAUACCGUUCCACAAGCAGGUCAUCGCUUGCACCAAGCGUCAGUUCCUGGUCAUGAUCGGUGACAAGGCUUCUCUGCUGGGCAAAUGGGGUGGUCUUGUGUUUCAGGGUCUAAUCAUCGGUAGUCUCUUCUUCAACCUCCCCGAGACCGCGUCCGGUGCCUUCCCACGCGGUGGUGUGCUCUUCCUCCUGCUGCUGUUCAACGCCUUACUGGCGCUGGCCGAACAGACUGCCGCGUUCGAAUCCAAGCCUAUUCUUCUCAAGCACAAGUCCUUUUCCUUUUACCGCCCCUCCGCCUACGCCAUCGCGCAGACCGUGGUAGAUGUGCCACUUGUCUUUAUCCAGGUCGUCCUAUUCACUGUCAUCAUAUAUUGGAUGUCCCACCUGGCGCGGACGGCGUCGCAGUACUUUAUCGCCAACUUGAUCCUCUGGCUGGUUACCAUGACGACUUAUUCCUUCUUUCGUGCCAUAUCAGCCUGGUGCGGAACCCUGGACGUCGCCACGCGCUUUACUGGUCUCGCAGUUCAGAUUCUCGUCGUGUAUACAGGCUAUCUGAUUCCCCCGACAUCCAUGCCAGUUUGGUUUGGUUGGUUACGAUGGAUCAACUGGUUACAGUAUGGAUUCGAAUGCUUGAUGUCAAAUGAAUUUUAUACACAGGAGCUCACAUGCAAUGGGCCCUUUCUUGUUCCCCAGGGACCCCAAGCAGAGCCGCAAUAUCAAGGGUGUACUCUCGCUGGCAGCACUCCUGGCGAUUCAACUGUCAGUGGUGCAAACUACAUCAACGAGUCGUUUGAUUACACCCGCGCUCACCUCUGGCGGAACUUUGGAUUUCUGUGGGCGUUUUUCAUCUUCUUUGUGAUUCUCACAGCAGUCGGCAUGGAGAGAAUGAAGCCCAACAAGGGGGGCGGUGCCAUAACCGUCUUCAAGCGGGGACAGGUACCCAAGCAGCUGGAGAGUACUAUCGAGACAGGUGGUAAGGGAAAGGGAGGGAACGAAAAAGAUGAGGAAGUCGGAACACCGGGAUCAGAUUCUCAAACCGCGAUAUCACCAGGUGAAGGCUCAACUGAAGAUGAGGACAAAACAUCAAAUCAGGUGGCCAAGAAUGAGACCAUCUUCACCUUCAGAGACGUCAACUAUGAGAUCUCGAGCAAGGGUGGCAAACGCAAGCUUCUCUCUGACGUUCAAGGAUAUGUCCGACCCGGGAAGCUUACGGCUUUGAUGGGUGCUUCUGGUGCCGGAAAAACCACCCUCCUCAACACCCUCGCUCAGCGCAUUCAAACAGGAACUGUGACGGGCGAAUUCCUUGUUGAUGGCCGACCCCUUCCUAAAUCCUUUCAACGAGCCACCGGAUUUGCAGAGCAAAUGGAUAUCCAUGAGCCCACCGCCACCGUUCGUGAAGCUCUCCAGUUCUCGGCCUUGCUGAGACAACCCCGCGAAGUUCCCAAGCAAGAAAAGCUCGACUACUGCGAAACAAUUAUCGACCUGCUCGAGAUGCGAAGCAUCGCUGGUGCCACGAUUGGCAACGUCGGCGAGGGUCUCAACACCGAACAGCGCAAGAGGUUGACGAUCGGAGUUGAACUAGCCUCGAAACCCGAGUUGCUCAUGUUCCUGGAUGAACCGACUUCUGGGCUCGAUUCAGGGGCUGCUUUCAAUAUCGUUCGCUUCUUGAGAAAGCUCGCCGAUGCAGGGCAAGCAGUCUUGUGUACCAUACAUCAACCAUCGGCUAUUCUUUUUGAAAACUUUGACGAGCUGCUCCUGCUCAAGGCCGGAGGCCGCGUGGUCUACCACGGUCCGCUUGGCCACGAUAGCCAGGACCUGUUGGGUUACCUAGAGUCCAACGGAGCGCAAAAGUGCCCACCUAAUGCCAACCCGGCAGAGUAUAUGCUUGAAGCCAUCGGAGCCGGCGAUCCGGACUACAAGGGCCAGGAUUGGGGUGAUGUGUGGGAGAAGUCCAAAGAGCGCGAGGCAAGGAGCCGCGAGAUUGACGACAUGAUAUCUCAACGGCAAAAGGUCGAACAAACCGACAGCCUGCGUGACGAACGUGAAUACGCCAUGCCUCUGUCCACUCAAAUGUCCGCAGUUGUGCGCCGCUCCUUCGUCUCAUACUGGCGCAACCCAGGCUACCUCGUCGGCAAGUUUAUGCUGCACAUCCUAACGGGACUCUUCAACUGCUUCACCUUCUUCCGGAUAGGGUUCGCGUCAAUCGACUACCAGAACCGACUCUUCUCCAUCUUCAUGACCCUCACCAUCUGCCCGCCCUUGAUCCAGCAGCUGCAGCCCGUCUUCAUCGACUCGCGGCAGAUAUUCCAGUGGCGCGAAAACAAGGCCAAGAUCUACAGCUGGUCCGCCUGGGUCACGGGCGCGGUGCUCGCCGAGAUACCCAUCGCCAUCCUCGCCGGCGCAGUCUACUUCAACUGCUGGUGGUGGGGCAUCUUUGGCUGGCGCGACAUCAUGCCCGGCUCCUCGUCGGCCUUUGCCUUCCUCAUGGUCGUGCUCUUCGAGCUGUACUACGUCAGCUUCGGCCAGGCCGUGGCUGCCUUUGCGCCCAACAAGCUCCUGGCCUCGCUGCUCGUGCCGCUCUUCUUCACCUUCAUCAUCAGCUUCUGCGGCGUCGUCGUGCCCCCGGCGCAGAUCCCCACGUUCUGGCGGGAGUGGAUGUACUGGCUCUCGCCGUUCCACUACCUCCUCGAGGCCCUCUUGGGCGUGGCCGUUCACGACCAGCCGCUGCAGUGCCAGCCGGACGAGUUCGCCCGGUUCGAGCCGCCGCCGGGGUCGUCGUGUGAGGAAUACGCAGGCCAGUACGUCCAGCAGGCUGGAGGGCGGCUGCAGACCGGCCAGGGAGGCAUGUGCGAGCUGUGUCAGUACGCCGACGGCGAUCAGUUUGCGGCGAGUUUCAGCGUGUACUACUCCAACCGGUGGCGCGACGUGGGCAUCUUUUGCGGUUUCAUUGUUUUCAAUUAUUUCGUCGUCUAUCUGGCUACUUGGCUCAAGUUCAAGGGGAAAAAUCCGCUUCGCGUGUUUGGCAAGCGGAAGAGUGGCUGA